CAGGGACACACAGCGACCAUGAAUCAGUCUGAAAAAACAGCGGACGGAGACCGAGCAGAGAAAAACGAUCCGGUUCUGAACUGGAUCCCUAAAGUGUUGAAGAAGCGAGUGUGCACCACGUUCGUGCAGGAUGCCCUCAGCGAUGGAGAAAACUGUCAGUGUGGUGGGAAGCGUGACGUCCACGGCUCGGGAGCUGCCAGUGAUUAUUUUGGUACUGCCAUAAUAACUCAAUGGGAGUGGUCCAAGCACACGUCCGAGUUCCCGACCGACGCCUACGGAAAGCUAAAGUUUGCUAAGAUCAGCCGUCACUUUGUGCGCCUGUCAUGCGACACCCCGGCUCAAUGGGCCUUCACCCUGCUGACCGAGUCCUGGAAGCUUCCAUCACCCAACCUGGUGUUGUCAUUGGUUGGAGGGUCGGGCCAGGAGAAAGUGAAGAGCUGGGUACGAGAGGUGGUGAGACAGGGUCUGGUGCCAGCUGCCCAAAGCACAGGCGCCUGGAUCAUCUCCAGUGGCCUACGGGAGGGCAUAGGUCGCUGCGUCGGAGAAGCCGUGAGGGAUCACGGAGCGACGGCCACGUCCCAAGCCAAAGUGGUUGCUCUGGGCGUGGCCCCCUGGGGGCUGGUGGACAACAACAAACAGCUAGUCAAUCCUCAGGGGAGCUUUCCAGCAAGAUACAUAUUUCAGAACAGCUUACAUGACUCCUGCUGCCUGGAUAGUAACUACCAAGCCUUCCUCCUGGUGGAUGAUGGGAGUUUAGGGCGCAGAGGCGGUGAGGCUACCUUCCUGGCCAACCUGGAGAACUUCAUAUCGCUUCAGAAGACCGGAACAGGAGGUAGCGGUAACAUUGAGAUCCCAGUGUUGUGUAUGUUAAUUUCUGGAGAGGCUUCUGUAUUAAAGAGAAUAGACGAGUCUCUGAAGAAGUCCAUGCCGUGGUUGGUGCUGGGCGGUUCGGGUCCUGCGGCGGACAUGAUUGCGGAGAUGCUCAGUGACCUGAGCCCCAGCGCAACCCCUGCGGAGGGAGAAGGACAAGAAAAAUCCAACUCUGAUCAAAAAGAGCAGGUCAAAGAGAUCCUGAAGAGGCAUUUUCCCAAUAAACAGACUCUGGAUAAACUGGUGGACCGGGCUCUGAGCAUCUAUCAGAACAGCUCACUGAUCACAGUGUUUCAUGGAGACACGGAGGGACCUGAUGAUUUUGACACGGUUAUUCUGAAAGCCCUGGUGAGAGCCAGUAAGCAUACCAGCAGUGAUGCCACAGAGUACGCAGAAGAGCUGAAGCUGGCUGUAGCCUGGAACAGAGUGGACAUCGCCAAGAGUGAGCUGUUCAACGGUGACAUCCAGUGGGAGGAAAAGGACCUGACUGACCCCAUGAUGGAUGCUCUGGUGAACAACAAGCCCCAGUUCGUGCGUCUCUUUAUUGAGAACGGUUUGAACAUUUUCGAAUACCUGACGUACGAGCGUUUGGAGGGACUGUACCAGUCUCUGUCCAGCGGCACCCUGGCCUACACGCUGCUGCACAAGCUGCUGAAGGAAAGGCGCACGUCGAGCUCGGCCGAGCACGGAGACGAGAUCCCGCUGAACAGCAGACACAAAAUCACCCUUUUUGAGGUUUCACGGCUGCUGGCUGAUAUUUUCUGUGGACUCUGCCAGCCGUUUUAUUACAAGUUGCUCAAGCUGGACGCCAGAUCAAGUUCAAGGAAAGCUUCGAAGCUCAUGAAUCGGCUUCUGAAAAGCGACUGCCCGUACCGAAAUGAGCGGUGUGACUACCCCUGGUCCUCGCUGUUUAUCUGGGCCGUUCUGCAGAACCGCAGCGAUAUGGCCAUGUAUUUUUGGGAGAUGGCGGGGGAGUCGGUGAUGAACGCUCUCAGCGGCUGUAAGAUACUGAGGGAACUGUGCAAGCUGGAGAGCGAGAACGAGACCAAGAUGUCCAUGAAGGAACUGGCACAGAGGUUUGAGAACCUGGCCCACGACAUGUUCAGCUCCUGCUACCAGAACAACGAGAACCGCUCCUUCACCCUCCUCAUCAGGAUGUCGCCCUUCUGGGGCGGGGCUACCUGCUUACAGAUGGCCACAGCAGCCGAAGCGCGACUCUUCUUUAGCCACGACGGAGUGCAGACGUUGUUGGCUCAGAUCUGGUGGGGUGACAUGCACAGCAGGACUGAAGUGUGGAAGCUCAUCAUGGCGUUCUUCAUGCCUCCUCUCAUCUACACCAACCUCAUCACCUUCAGGGAGCAUCAGCACAGACACACGGACGGCCUGGAGGACACCGACAUGACAGCUUUCUCCCUGGCGGAAAUUACACAUCACCUGGAGGAGGACAGUAAAGCUGAAGACCUCACACAGGGUGGAGAUGCUGCAGAUAAUACAGAUAAUGCACAUGAAGUUCAGGACAACUCAUGCAUUGAAGAACCUCCAGCGGAAAAAGCUCCUUUAACCUCCGAUACUAAACGUGUAACACCACCACGCCCUCCAAAAUACCCUUUCAUCGUGCAGCGAUGGCGGCAGUUCUGGUUCGCCCCCGUUACCUCGUUCCUGGGGAACGUCAUGAUGUACUUCCUCUUCCUCUUCUUGUUUGCUUAUAUACUAUUGGUCGACUUUAAGCCACCGCCACCAAAAGGUCCCGCCCCCUUAGAGUGCCUGUUAUACUUCUGGGUGUUCACUCUGGUCUGCGAGGAGAUUCGACAGACCUUUGUUUUAGGUUCCACCAGUUUGACUCAGAGUAUGAAGCUUUAUAUCCAGGACAUGUGGAACAAGUGUGAUCUCACGGCCAUGGUGCUCUUCGUUAUUGGCCUCAUCUGCAGGAUGUUUCCUUGGUCGUAUGAGUUUGGCCGUUCGAUACUGUGCGUGGACUACAUGGUCUUCACUCUUCGACUCAUUCACAUCUUUGCCGUCAACAAACAUCUGGGACCCAAAAUCAUCAUCGUUGGGAAAAUGGUAAAGGACGUGUUCUUCUUCCUGUUCUUCCUGGGCGUCUGGCUGCUGGCCUACGGCGUAGCCAAUCAGGCGCUAAUAUACUCCUACGACCCCCGACCUUACUGGGUCAUUCGCAGAGUCUUCUACAGGCCGUACCUGCACAUCUUCGGCCAGAUACCCCUGGAAGAAAUUGAUGCCUACAGGAGGACACACAAGCCCUGCACGACCAACGUGACCCUUAUAGAGCUAGGAGAUGAACCCUGUCCCCAGUCCGAGGCGAACUGGCUGGUGCUCAUCCUGCUGUCCGUGUACCUGCUGGUGACCAACGUCCUGCUACUGAAUCUGCUCAUUGCCAUGUUCAGCUACACGUUCAGUAAAGUCCAGGAGCACAGCGACGUGCACUGGAAGUUCCAGCGCUACAACCUGAUAGUGGAGUAUCAUUCUCGACCGUGCCUGGCACCUCCCUUCAUCAUCAUCUCCCACAUCCGCCUCUUCAUCAAGAGAAACAUCCGCAAAGUGCCUUCGAUCAAGAUCAAACACUUCAUGCUGGACCUGCGUGGCAGAAAGGCCAGUAAGCUGAACACAUGGGAGAUAUUACAGAAGGAGAUUCUACUCUCGACGCAGGGCAAGAAACUGCGCGACAGCGACUCGGAGCGACUCAAGCGCACCUCAAGCAAGGUGGACAACGUGCUGAAGCAGAUGGCGGAGAUUCGAGACCACGACCGCAGGUUGAGGACGUUGGAGUCUGAUUUGGAGUUUUGCUCGAGCUCCCUCGCAUGGAUAAUGGAAGGACUGGCACAGAGUGACAUGUUCAAACAGACUCGCAGUCCACCUCAACAGCGAGACGUGGACCCGACCUCCUCAACUUCAACCACCUGAGCCAACGGGAAUCAAAAGACCCCAAAAUGGAGGACUGUCGAUCAAACAUCCGUGCAAAAGCAUGCACCCACAUGCUGAUAGUGUCUCAGCGAUCGUCAUGGGAAACAAAUAUAUGUUUAUAUUAAGAUAUAUGUUACAUGGACUUUUGCAUUUCACUAUACAAUGAAAUCACCUAAAAGUUCAGGAUAUGUGGAUAUCUAUGUGGAUUUCAAUGGAUCUAAAUGGAUCUGCGUGGAUCUACAUGACUGUCUUGUACUUUAUUCCUCUACAGAUCUUUUACUUUGAUUUUUACCUUCUGCUGAACUUGUUUUUUAGAUAUAAGAUGAUUUAAUAAUUUUAAGGGUGAAAAUAUUUAUAAGGGCAACAUUAUGAUUCUGUUAGUUUUAUUUCUUUAUAAUGUCUUAUUUUUGUGAGUCUAAAGGUUUCCUUGUAUGUUUUGAUCACUUUAUGUUUGCUUUAAUGACCUAAAUUAAAACUUUGAA
This is a messenger RNA of Trichomycterus rosablanca, 4271 nucleotides long. It is a transcript of the gene trpm4a, whose product is annotated as transient receptor potential cation channel, subfamily M, member 4a. Gene Ontology annotation, molecular function: ligand-gated calcium channel activity; calcium-activated cation channel activity. The coding region runs from base 19 to 3789 and encodes 1256 amino acids. Gene Ontology annotation, biological process: calcium ion transmembrane transport. Lineage: Eukaryota; Metazoa; Chordata; Actinopteri; Siluriformes; Trichomycteridae. The record is from RefSeq and is a predicted model, not a curated record. The transcript is spliced from 29 exons. Gene Ontology annotation, cellular component: plasma membrane.